This is a messenger RNA of Neodiprion fabricii, 724 nucleotides long. RefSeq names its product histone H4. The transcript has a single exon. The record is from RefSeq and is a predicted model, not a curated record. The coding region runs from base 206 to 517 and encodes 103 amino acids. Gene Ontology annotation, cellular component: nucleosome. Lineage: Eukaryota; Metazoa; Arthropoda; Insecta; Hymenoptera; Diprionidae. Gene Ontology annotation, biological process: nucleosome assembly. Gene Ontology annotation, molecular function: structural constituent of chromatin; protein heterodimerization activity; DNA binding.
UAGCCAAGUUCGAAAGUUUGAUGCAGCCUGCUGGCGGACCCUCUGGUAUAUAACAGCGCGCUCAACCAGAUGGUGCGCUCUGAUUGGCCGGCGGACGUGGAGUGGGGAUAAUAGCGUCGAGGGUAUAUAGGUGGGACGUGCCGCGCUCACUCACAGUAAACCUCGUACUUUCGUCUAGUGUCGUACCUCUCUGAACUAUUCCAAUAUGACUGGUCGCGGUAAGGGAGGAAAGGGUUUGGGAAAAGGAGGAGCCAAGCGGCACAGGAAGGUGCUUCGUGACAAUAUCCAAGGAAUCACCAAGCCUGCUAUUCGGCGUCUGGCUCGUCGUGGUGGAGUCAAAAGAAUCUCCGGUCUUAUCUACGAAGAGACUCGUGGCGUUCUCAAAGUGUUUCUUGAGAAUGUAAUCCGUGAUGCAGUCACUUACACCGAGCACGCCAAGAGGAAAACUGUAACAGCUAUGGACGUAGUCUACGCUCUCAAACGUCAGGGUCGUACUCUGUACGGUUUCGGCGGUUAAAUUUAUCCUGGUCCUCGCUUCAAUUCUCAAAACGGCCCUUUUCAGGGCCAAAAAUAGUUUUCUAAUGCAAAUCGAAUAUCACAUCACCAUGUUUAACACAUACACAUUAUCUUGAUUACCAUAUCCUGCUCAGACAUGAAUAUUUAUGUUUCAUUCGAUGUAGUCGUAUUUAACAUUUAUACCAAGCAAUACCGUAUUGGAUAGCAU